Lagopus muta (rock ptarmigan) is the source of this 1527-nucleotide messenger RNA. RefSeq names its product transmembrane protein 180-like. The record is from RefSeq and is a predicted model, not a curated record. Bases 82 to 1302 code for a protein of 406 amino acids. The transcript has 7 exons. NCBI's taxonomy places the organism in Eukaryota, Metazoa, Chordata, Aves, Galliformes, Phasianidae.
CAACGUGGCACGCUAUAGCCGCCCGCCCACCGUCGGCCCGCGAUUCAAACACUACGCCCUCACCUCCUCUGCCGAGAGCCAAUGGGGAGCCGCCCGCCGGGUAGAUCGAAAGGAGCGCCGGCCAACCAGGAAGCGGACUCACGGCAGGCGGCCAAUGAAAGAGAAGGAGGGGUUGGCCCUAGCCAGCCGGCCCUCCUCCAGCGUCCCGCUGCGCAGCCUCCGGGCGGAGGAGAAGAGGCUCACGCAGUUGGGAAGAUGAAGUUGGCUUUGGAAAUCCACCCCAAUGCUCUGGCGUAUUCCAUGACCACGUUGGGUGCUGGAAUGAUGAACAGUAUCUUUAAUUUCUACUACGUCAAGCUUUUCCUAAACCGAUACAGAAUUUCAGAAGUAGCAUUUCAUCAAGCACAGGUUGUAUUUAUGAUAUGGAACGCCAUUAAUGAUCCACUUUUUGGCUAUAUUCAAGACAACUCCCAGUUGCCAUGCUGCUCCAGACGCCAGUUUUCCAUUCUGUACGGAGCUCCGUUGUACGCGUUAGCCUUUUUGCUUCCUUGGUUCCCUUGGAGACAUUAUGAAGAAGGUGACUGGCUGAGUGGGCUCCACCUCAUUGUCGCACUGUGUGCUUUUGAUGGUUUGCUCACCUUUGUGCUGCUCGCACAGUGCGCGCUCUUUGCAGAAAUUUCAACAAGACAUGAAAGCAGGCUUCAGCUUAUAAAAUACAACCAAGUAGCAACAUUGAUCGGGUCAACAAGUGUUCUCUUUUGUGGCCUGAUAUCAGAUAAUAUGGAAAAUUUUGCUUAUUUUCAGGCUUUCGCUGUUUUGAUUGCAGCGUUAGCAACAGCUUGUAUGUAUUACACAGGCAAAUACAGUACCAGCCAGUAUGAGCAGAGAGGAGUUCUUGCCGAGAAUGCUGAUCGAGGAAAUGGUGACAGAGCUCUCUCCUGGUCCUCGGUGAUCUCAUUAACCAAGCAGAUUAUGACAGAGAAAAACUUUUUAUUUUUUGUUACUAUGAACUUCUUCCAAGUUUUCCACUUAGCCUUCUGCAACAAUUUUAUGAUGAUCUUUGCGGAUAAUCUCAUUCCUCGGGAUGUCCUUUCUUCUUCUAUAAGAAGCAUCAUGUAUGGAGCAGGCUUCAUUUGUCCUCAGUGCCUUGUUCUUCUCAGUCAUGCUUCGUUGAAGAAGUUUGGUUACUACAGAAUCAUCUUGUUUUCCUUUUACUUUGAAGGAGUAGCUGCUGCUGUCAUGUUUGUUCUAGGACCAGGACAUUACUAUCUCUUGGCAUUUUAUCUCACAACAAACAUGUAAUAUUUCAUGGGCUACUGUAACACUGAGCUGUAUGGCCAAUAAAUUGCAUUUCAUUGCCUGCGUACUUUAAAUGAUGAAGAUAUAUUUGGAUUUCCCCAGGAAAAUCUUAUAAGGGUAAUUGUACAAGCUUCGUUUAGUUUGUUCAAUUUGCCUUUGGCAGAUAUUGUUGAUGCAGAUUUAAUCAAGCACAAGCGAAGAUCACCGCUUUCCUCUAUGGUUUUUGGU